This is a messenger RNA of Fukomys damarensis (Damara mole-rat), 2323 nucleotides long. RefSeq names its product large 60S subunit nuclear export GTPase 1 (gene Lsg1). Lineage: Eukaryota; Metazoa; Chordata; Mammalia; Rodentia; Bathyergidae. Gene Ontology annotation, molecular function: GTP binding; GTPase activity. The transcript is spliced from 14 exons. Gene Ontology annotation, cellular component: cytosol. Gene Ontology annotation, biological process: ribosomal subunit export from nucleus. The record is from RefSeq and is a predicted model, not a curated record. The coding region runs from base 68 to 1996 and encodes 642 amino acids.
UGCAGCAGAGCCGCGAAUACCGGAAGCCUCUGUCGUGAGGAGAGGGCUGUACCUCGCCGGGGAUGCUAUGGGCCGCAGGAGGGCGCCGGGUAGCGCCUCUCUGGGCCGGGCCCUUAUCCGCCACCAGAGUCAGCGGAGCCGUAGCCGCCGUCACACUGACUCCUGGUUGCACACAAGCGAACUCAACGAUGGCUAUGACUGGGGCCGUCUCAACCUGCAGUCGGUGACUGAACAGAGCUCCCUCGAUGACUUUCUCGCAACUGCGGAACUCGCGGGAACAGAGUUCAUAGCUGAGAAGCUAAAUAUUAAGUUUGUGGACCCUGGGGCCCGAACUGGACUGCUGUCUUUUGAGGAGAGCCAGAGAAUUCAGAAGCUUCAUGAAGAAAACAGACAGUUCUUGAGCAUUCCGCGGAGGCCAGUCUGGGACAAAAAAACUAGUCCAGAAGAACUCAGAGAGGCGGAGAAAGAUAACUUCCUGAAAUGGAGACGCCAGCUCGUCCGGCUAGAAGAGGAGCAGAAGUUGCUACUGACUCCAUUUGAGCGAAAUUUGGACUUUUGGCGUCAGCUCUGGAGGGUCAUUGAGAGAAGUGAUAUUGUGGUCCAGAUAGUAGAUGCUCGGAACCCGCUCCUGUUUCGCUGUGAGGAUUUGGAACGUUACGUGAAGGAGCUGGACGCCGACAAGGAGAACGUCCUCCUGAUCAACAAGGCGGACCUGCUGACCGCCGAGCAGCGCCGCGCCUGGGCUGCUUACUUUGAACAGGAAGGCGUGCAGGUUAUUUUCUGGUCGGCUUUGACUGGAGCCGCCCAGCCCAGUGGGAACUCUGAGGAGCCAGGGAACCCUGACACUGGGGAAGCCAGCACAGCCGAGUCUGAAGACUCCAGCUCUGAGGAAGGCACCGCUCCUCACCCACACAGUGAAGCUGCCACUAGCGGCGAGGACAGCGACAGUGGCAGUGAUAGCAACUAUGAGGACUGCUGGGAGGAGGAGGAGGAGGACUGGCAGACGUGCUCAGAGGAAGACAGCGGCGCUGAGGAGAACUGUCCUGCAGACCUGGGGGCCAAGGGCACAGAAGCCCUGCAGACGAGGCCUUGCAACCUCAGCCACCUGGUGUCCAAGCGGGAGCUGCUGGAGCUCUUGAAGCGGCUGCACACCGGGAGGAGGGUGAAGGUCGGGCAGCUCACCGUGGGCCUGGUGGGCUACCCUAACGUCGGCAAGAGCUCCACCAUCAACACCAUCAUGGGCAACAAGAAAGUGUCAGUGUCCGCCACACCCGGCCACACCAAACACUUCCAGACCCUUUACGUGGAGCCUGGCCUCUGCCUGUGUGACUGCCCCGGGCUGGUGAUGCCGUCCUUCGUGUCCACCAAGGCAGAGAUGACCUGCAGCGGAAUCCUGCCAAUCGACCAGAUGCGAGACCACGUCCCUCCAGUAUCACUUGUGUGCCAGAACAUUCCACGGCGGGUCCUGGAAGCCACCUACGGCAUCAGCAUCGUGAAACCCAGGGAAGACGAAGAUCCUCACCGACCUCCAACCUCAGAAGAGUUGCUGAUGGCUUAUGGAUACAUGCGCGGGUUCAUGACGGCGCACGGCCAGCCAGACCAGCCUCGCUCUGCGCGCUACAUCCUGAAGGACUACGUCAGGGGUAAACUGCUGCACUGCCACCCCCCUCCCGGGACAGACCCCGUGACGUUUCAGUAUCAGCACCAGCAACCCCUGGAGAACAGGAUGAACGGUGAAGAAACAAAAACGCAGCCAAGUAGAAACAGAAAAGGGAGACAGAUUGAAAACGUAGUUGACAAAACAUUUUUCCAUCAAGAGAACGUGAGGGCCCUGACGAGAGGGGUGCAGGCCAUGAUGGGGUACCAGCCCGGCAGCGGCCUGGUGUCCGCAGCUACUGUGAGCACCGAGAACGUGGCUGGGAAGCCCUGGAAAAAACACGGCAACAGGAACAAAAAGGAGAAAAGCCGCAGACUCUACAAGCACCUGGACAUGUGACCUGAGGCUGUGCUGGAGGCGGGGGUGGCUCAGUGCUGCCGGGCCGAGGACUCUCCCGGGCUUGGGGCUCAGUCACCCCACAGGCUUGGCACAGGGGUGCAGCUGGGGACACUGGCUGAGGCCAUCGAGUCAGGGAGCCCAGAAGUAGGGCCCAGGGGGGCCCAGGACGAUGGCAGUAUUGUGUGUUUAUACAGAUGUACAUGUGCUUCUGUUUUGGGAAUCAGGAGUUUCUGAAAGAUUAGAAUUAAAUUGCCACUGCUCGGCAUGGUGGUGCAGGCCUAUAGUCCCAGCACUCAGGAGGCUGAGGCAGGAGGAUCGCUGUGAGUU